Manis javanica (Malayan pangolin) is the source of this 5324-nucleotide messenger RNA. Lineage: Eukaryota; Metazoa; Chordata; Mammalia; Pholidota; Manidae. The record is from RefSeq and is a predicted model, not a curated record.
CCCGAGAGUGCUUUCUGAAGGUGGGGCGCAGGGCCUCCAUCCGUUUGACCGGGCUUAGAGGGGCUGCCAGGGGCUGUCCCCGCUCCUCGGGAGCUUGGGGUGGGCGUGGGAGGGCUGAGAGGAGGCCGGGGUUUUCUCAGCUGAAGGUAGGUGCCUAAUUAGCAUAGCCAGGGUCAGGCUGUGCUGCCUCGUCCCUCCCUUCGUCCUUUUGUUUAAAAUGAAAACUCUGAGGGUGGAAAGGGGCCCGAGGUUUCUCCCAGAGUAAAGGAGUCCCGGCCUCAGUAGGGGCAUCCCGCCAGCGCCAAGAUGUCCUCAGUGGGAAAGGUGACCCAGGUUCCCAACGGGAAAGUCUACCAGCAGAUCUUCAAGGCUGAGGUGCAGCUAGUCCGCUCCCUGGCAGCCACCAGGAAGCGGGCUGUGGAACAUUCUGUGACUGCGAAGAAUGGCAAGAAACCCUUGAUGAAGAAGGUGGAUACUCCUGAAGGGGAGCUGAUGGCUCCUCGGCAGCGGAAGUGGGUGCAUAGCCUACCCAAUGACUGGGUCACAGAAAACCCUGUUCUCUACAGGGAAAAGAAAAUAGCCAAGAAGGAAAAAGGUCAAGAGAGUGAGAGCACCAUUGCUGCCCGAGAAGUCCGGGGCCUCAUGGACACUGUGGCUCCGGAGAAGAUCAGCAGCAUCACCCUUCAAGCACAAGGGGACUACAAGAAGCGGAGCUAUGAGAGUGCUCUGGGGAGGUUUAAGGAGGAGAUCGCUCAGAUCGGGAUGGAAAUGGAACCUCUCAUCUUGGAGCCAGGAACACUGUUUAUAAAAAAGCUGGCUGAGUCUGAUCAAGACAUCAAUUCUCUCUUCCAAAAGGUGGAAAAUGACAACCUUGAAGACUACACCAUCCAAACCUUGCUGGAGCUGUGGGAUCAGGUGGCUGAGAAAUUCUUGCUCCAGAAGCAGGAGAUAAAGGAGCUGGAUGAGAAACUACAUUUGCUUGAGUUCUCCCGGACCGACAAACUGAGAAGUGUGUUGAAGAAAUACGUGAAAAUCAUAGAGAGAACUUCCUACCUCAUGCAGCCUGAUGUGUACAGGCUCAUAAAUAAAGAAGCCAUGGUUAUAAACCAUGCCCUACUGGGCAGCCGGAGGGCCAUCGCCCAACUGUUCGUCAACCUGAGGGAGGCCACACUGCAGCAGGAGCUUGAGAGCCACUACCGUUGGCAGUGCCUGGUCGGUGCCUGGAAGACUCUCAAGAAGCAGGCCCUGCUGCAGAGUUUCAGUGAAUUCAUGGCCAGUGAGAGGAUCCAGACUCCUCCAGCUGUGCAGAAGGAGCUGGAAAGCAUGCUGAAGAACCAGAAAGCCCUGCAGCAAAAGCGGCUGGAACAUCUCUGCGCCAUCUGUGACCUUCUGCCCCCCAGUUACAGCAAGACUCAGCUGACUGAAUGGCAGUCUUCUCUCAACUCCAUGAAUAAGCACCUUGAUGCGUACCAUGUGGAAUGCAUGCUGCGGAUCCGCUUGCAGUAUGAGAAGACCUGGCAGGAGUGCCUGGCCCAGGUGCAGAAGUACAAGAAGCAGCUGCUGGACUGGAAAGUCUUCACCAAGGAGGAGGCAGAGAGCCUGGUAAACCCGUCGUUCCUCCAGAUGGUGGAAGUGCUCCAGCGCAACGCAGAGGAGGAGCUGGAGUUACUGGACAAAUCCUUUGAGGCCCUGGCAAAGCAGACAGAAUGGCAGUGUACAGACCUUUUCAGCUACUUCCAGGAGGCCUUGCAGCUGUGGGAGACACAUCAGAACAUGCUGUCGGUACAGGACCUAGAACUCGAGAAGAGGAUGGAGCAGCAGUGGCAGAUGCACAGCCUGGAGGCCCAGGCCCAGGAAGCCCACCUUGAUAAGCUCUUGGACCAACUGAGGCAGCAAAACAAUGAGGAAACACUGAAGUUUCACCUGGAAAAGGCCAAAGACUUGCUGAAGAAUAUGAAAUGCAGGUAUGAGUGUUUUCACAAUCUCCUGAUGAAGGAAGUGAUGGAGUACCCAGUGAUCAUACUGAAGGAACUCAACUCCUACAGUUCCACCCUCAGCCAACACUUCUAUGUUCGUGAAAUCUUUGAACAGAGCUUGGAUGGAGAAGUCAUUUUCAAUUGCAGGGAUCCAGAGCCACAUGAAAAGCACUUCCAGGAGACAGUAAGAAAACUGAGCAGAAAACAAGAGGCUAAAGCGGAAGUGAGCAACAGUGAGGAAAGCAUAAGUACAGGAACAAGUUCCCCCAGGGCAGCAGGGGAGACCAAAGAAGAAAAAAGCCAAGAUAUCGAGUCCUCCACACCUGAAGACGUGGUAGUAAGCCAGCGGGAACCAGUUGUAUUGAGUGAUGAGAUAGACGAGUCCAGAGAGGGCUCCAUUCAGAGACUAGAAGAAACGCAGUUUGAAGGAGACAGCUCUUUAAAACCACCCCUGAACCAGGAAAAUGUGAUGGUUCAAGAAGAGGAGGAGGAGAAAGAGGAGAUGGAGAAGGAAGAGGUGAAGGGGGAAAAGGAGGAGGAGGAGGAAGAAGAGAAUGAAGAGGAAGAGGUGGAGGAAAAAGAAGAACACGAGAGUUUAUCUAUGGAUGAGGUCAAAGUCCAGAAAGAGAGUAUGAAGGAGGCCUCCCCUGAGGACUUGGAAUCAUUCACAACCUCCAGUGGGAACACUUAUUCUGUCUUCCUACCCUUGGAACAAGAAGAGAUUUGCAAGAGACUGCAUUCCAGACUUUCUGCCAUUCUCAUCAAUGACACUACCAGUGCCAAGUUCAUACAACAAGUGAUUAUUCCAUCCAAAUUAGUUGUAGAAAUUAAGAAACAAGUUCGAGCUGGCUUUUUUGAGCAUCUAGAGAAGUGGUUUGACCAGUGUGCUCUCAAUGCCCGGGUCAUCUUGGCCACCAAGAUUGAUGAGAUGGAUUCAGAACUGGAGCUGCGUCUGCACCUGCACCACCUGAGAGCUGAGCACAUUGAAAAGGACAUCCAUAAUGUCAGAGCAGCUGAGCUUCUGUUUCAUCAAAAGCGGCUGGAUAGCCACUGUGCUGGGGUUUCUGAGGCAUUGAGGAAGGAGAAGCUGAUGUUCUGCCAGUUCCAAGAGGAGCAAAACACAAGGAGCAAAAACUUCCACCAAAAGAUUCAUGACAUGGAGCACAUGUUGUUGAACGCCACCAGGAGCCAAAAGUUGGUCACUCUCAGCAGCACACUGCACCAGGAGCUGCUUAGCUACAUUGAUGUCACCCAGGUUUCCCUGCGCAGUUUUCGCCAAUAUUUGGAGGAGAGCCUGGGCAAGCUUCGCUACACCAAUAUUGAAUUUGUCAAGCACUGCAGAUUGUUUUCAGAGGGAGGCAACUUUUCUCCUGAAGAAAUUGACUCACUGUGUCACCAACUGAAGAAGGAAGCUGCCCGGAUAGAGUCUGUUGAGAGUUUAACAAUGAUUAACAUGGAGAAGAUGGAGCGUGAGUACCUGGACCAGGCCAAUGACAUUAUCAACAAAUUUGAAAGUAAAUUCCAUAACCUGUCUGUGGACCUUAUUUUCAUAGAGAAAAUCCAGCGGUUGCUGACACAUCUGCAAGUGAAAAUAAAGUCUGAGGUAGCCAAGUCCAAUUUGCAAACAGAUGGAUUAAAUUCUUCUCUGGAACAGCUUCAAAGCAAGGUAGAAAUGUGUCAAAACUCAAAGGGAGACAAAAAAACAGUGACCACAGAAGACCUCCUUGGCCUUGUCCAGACUGGGAAAGAAAAACUGAGACAGAGGAUUCAGUACCUCAGCUGCAGGCUGGACAUGGUGUCCGGGCCUCAAGCAGUCUUUACUGACAUUUUGAAUGAUGUGGAGGUGGAGAGUAACAUCCUGGAGUCUUCAGAAGCCCUUGAAGACGAAGCUAAAGUAGACCUGGUCACCCCUGAGUCCUUCAUCCAGCCUAGCCGCACGGGGAAGUCCAUGAUUGAAGACCCAGCUGUGGAGGUGGUCAAGAAGAUUCUGCAAUUUCCCAACUCAAAAUUCUCAACCCAGAAUCGUGACAAAGAUCGGUCCCAGACAGGUAGAGGCAUACAGGCCUGUGGGGCUCAGAGCAGGCGGGGGGAAGGAGGUGGUGCCACCUGUCCCCACUCACCUUGGAUCCUCUGCUCUCACCCUGGGUGCUCAGCAACCAAAGGCUUCAAGCGACAUCAGAAACAAGUGGAACACUCCAUGAAAAAGGCUUGGUCCAGUGCCAGUGCCACCUCGGCACGGAGCAUCACGUGGUACUCCAAGCCCAACCGAAUGGACAGAAAGUACCAGGUGCUCGGGGAAAGGCCACCUCCUCCUUCUGAGAAUUUUAAAGGCAUUAUCCGGACCCUCCUCUGGGAGAGCAAUGACCAUCUGCUGACUGUCGUGGAGGAGUUCUACCGCAAAGAGAAGCGCUCAGUCACCAGGCCUGACUGCAUGUAUGAAACCUUUGACCAGUGCGCGGAGAAUAUUGGCCAGAAGAUCCUGGAGUACCAGAGCCAGACAGAUGAGUACCACAACUCCUGCCUCAUAGAAUUACGGGCCCAAAUGAGGAGAUUUGAGGAGCUGCUGCCCCAGGUGUGCUGGCUGGUGAUGGAGAAUUUCAAGGAGCACCACUGGAAAAUACUUUGUGCCACUACUGAAGAGAUCCGGGGACAGUUCUGGGAUUGUCAGAAGGAGCUGGAGAAAAGGAAGGAUGAAAAUGCCCAGAAGCUCCGUCCAAAUCUCGGACAUCCUGCGCAUUUUCAAGAAAUGGAGUCUUUAUGUCAAGUGGAAGAGAAAAGGCAGGAAGAUCUGGACACCUUGAUUAAGGCGAUCAGGGAUAAACUAGAGGAUUUCAGCAGGAAAUCUGGCCAGUUUUUCAUAGCCAGCUUGGCCGCCUUCACUGAGAAGUUCCUGCUGCAGCUGGACGAAGUGGUCACCAUUGAUGAUGUCCAGAUCGCAAGGAUGGAGCCCCCCAAACACAAAACAUCAAUUCUCAUACGGAGGAAACUUGCCAGGCUUUCCCUGGAGGAAGAGAGUGAGAAGCCCCUGACUGAGCGGGGAAGCAGGAAGUGGCCAGGAAUCAAACCCACCAAAGUCACCAUCCAAAACAAGAUUCUUCUCCGGGAAACACCUUCAAUUACCACCACCAAGACCACCCUGGGCCACCUGGCAGCUGUGGAAGCCCGAGAUGCUGUCUACCUGAAAUAUUUAGCAUUAUUUGAAGAGGAGUUGAAGAAGAUCCAGGAUGACAACAUGUCACAGGUGAAGGAAGCUCAGUGCUGGAGAGACAGCUGGAGGAGCUCUGUGCAUGCCAUCCAGGGCCUCUACUUGUAAUACCCUCAACCUGCCCCAAAUAAAGGCUCAUUUUA